CUCCAGCAGGCGAGCAAGUGCCAGUUGCUCGGCGGCAGUUGCCACGGCUGGACAUACAUUUGCUUCCUUUCGUCGAGGUCUUCGUUUACACGCGACUUACCCCCGUCGCGGUUCUUUGAAAGACAGUUCGAGGGUCGAAAGUAAUCACCGUGAAGGAAAGUGACGAAAAGCCGAAAUCGUGGAAGCAUUUCGAAGGAAGAAAAAAACGGCAAACGAGAGGAAAAGGAGAUAGAGAGAGAGAGAGAGAGAAAGAGAGAGAGAGAGAGAGAGAGGGAUCAUGAAAAGGAGGAUGCCAUGUGUUAGGAACAGUGAGUGCGUGUGAGUGGCGUGCGUGUUACGUGCGUGUCGGCCCAGUGGCUUCGGUCCUUCGACCCUCGAGGACGUACCACCAGCCGAGGACACGAUGAUGAUCUCGAUGAUACAAGCUGCCAUCCUCCUGUCCGUCUUCGUUCAUCUCAAUGCCGCCACCAACACUAUCACUAUGGCUAAGGAGGAGUGCAGAAAAAGGAUAGCCGAAUGUACAAUGAGUGACGGUGCAAGUACACCGGUAUGUGGGAGCGACGGUGUUACGUAUUCGAGUCAGUGUCGGGUCAUCUCGAAGCAGUGUCAAGGCAUGUCUAUUCUUAUCAAACACACUGGCCCUUGUCCAGAGACACCAGCAUGCUUCUCCGCAAGACUGACUGCCAGGCCGGGUGCACGACCAGUCUGUCGUUCGGAUGGCACUUACGCACCGGUGCAAUGUCACGAGGAAACCGGGUACUGUUGGUGCGUGACGCCGCAGGGCAGACCACUGCCCGACACCUCGGUAAGAAACGAAAGACCAAGAUGUGUGAAAAAACCUGGUCCCAGAUCUACUGCUUCCACCAGGAGCGGCCAAAGGAGGCGCUCGCCGAACUGGAAGCAGCGAAGGCAGUAUAGCAGUAAGCACAGGAAUACGUGUGAUCGAGCGGAAAAGUCCAAGUUCAACGGGAACCUGAUCGAAAACUUCAAGAUCGAAUACAGGCGGACGAACAUCUCUGCCGAUGGCGACAAAAAUGUAGAAAGAGUAUUGUCGUGGAAAUUUGUGACACUGGACAAAAAUGGGGAUGGAUACCUUGAUAGGGCAGAGUACAAGGAAUUGAGGAGGCUUGCGAAGAAGGCGGUAAGGCCGAAGAAAUGUGCUCGCACGUUCGCCCGCACGUGCGACCUAAAUCGGGAUUUGAAACUCUCUAGGCAAGAAUGGGGUGCCUGCCUUGCGAACGACUUCACUCUACGUUUGUUCUUGUCGCUGAACCCCGCAGACGAGCGCCCCGAGGUCCCUGAGGCCCAGAGGACCCGGGUCAUGGACCAAGUCACAGGCAAUCCUGCUCCGGUGCAUUCUCGACCAACGUUCAAAGAUGAUCCAACCGAUACGAAAGAGGAUAGUGACGCAAACGAUUGUUUAACGGACAGACGAUCCGUAUUAGAAGAUGAGAGGCAACAUUCUCAAGAGAAAUUUUAUGUACCUGAAUGUACACCUGACGGAAGGUAUCAUCGAGUGCAGUGUUAUUCUGGUUAUUGUUGGUGCGUGUACCAAGAUACUGGCAAACCGAUACCGGGGACAUCUUCCAAAGACCGUACUCCAAAUUGUAAUCCAGUACCUAUUCCUAGCAGACCUAUGAAAGGUUGUCCCGAACAAAAGAAACAAUUGUUUCUACGAGAUUUAAUGGACUUAAUGCAGAAAAAGAUGAAGGCCUCUGGUACAGAUUCGGAUGAAACGACAGCUAAGUGGCAAGCUUCGAAAGAGGAGCAAAUAGCAACUUGGCAUUUUGUCAUGCUUGAUAAAAACAAAAAUAAGGUUCUAGAGAGGAAAGAAUGGAAAAGUUUCCGCACGAUGGUAGCGAAUAACAGGCAGCUUCAAAGAUGCGGAAAAAGGCUUCCUAGAUACUGUGAUAUCAACAACGAUAGAAAAAUCAGCAUGACAGAAUGGUUCAGUUGUCUAAAUGCUCAACGACCUACGACACCUGAAAGUACGGAAAAAUCAUCAACGAGUAAACCGAAGAGAAUGGGCCCAAAUCCGUUGGAUCAAUUUCUUAAAAACGACGAUGAUUAGAAGUAUAUGUGAUAUGAAUGUGUGUUCGUCAUUUUAUCCAUAUGUUGUAGUGUUCAUUCAUCUAGCAUGUGGAUCGUAACGACGGAACUUUCAAAAGAAAGCCAAUUACUGUGUUAAAAAAAUUUUAUUUGUAUUUUUAUAUCCGGUGAAAAAUAUCACUCAUAUCAUUCUAUUUUUAAUAUGGAUCAUAUUUCUGUACCUCACAGAUAUUGAUAAUUCGAUAGUGUAGUUUAGCAUAAUGAUGAUAUAUAUAGCUGUAAGAAUAAAAAGUAACAAAGUAUUACGGGCAUACAAUCGUGUACAUAUUAAAAAAAAUUUUUUCUUCUUUAAGUUCUAUGUACUGCUUUCUCAUGACGAAGAUAGAUGCAGACACGUAAAAUUGAAUGUACAAUUGCCGAAUAUGUUAUUAAACUCGCUAAAUGUCUCGCUCUUUGUUCCAUGAGUACAAUUGUUUAAUUUAGGUUUAAUUAAAUUUAAUUCGCACAUCUUUUAAGAAUUCUACCAUAAUUAUGAACUAUAUGACACUAUCGAUUCAUAAAUCAUUAUAAAGUUAAAAAUUGUUCGCUGAAAUAAAUUCUGUCUUAACAAGAUAUGCUUCAAAAGUA
Messenger RNA from Bombus pyrosoma, 2676 nucleotides. It is a transcript of the gene magu, whose product is annotated as SPARC-related modular calcium-binding protein 2. The coding region runs from base 404 to 2071 and encodes 555 amino acids. The record is from RefSeq and is a predicted model, not a curated record. Gene Ontology annotation, cellular component: basement membrane. The transcript has 10 exons. Gene Ontology annotation, molecular function: extracellular matrix binding; heparin binding; calcium ion binding. Gene Ontology annotation, biological process: extracellular matrix organization. NCBI's taxonomy places the organism in Eukaryota, Metazoa, Arthropoda, Insecta, Hymenoptera, Apidae.